AGCAAAUAGAGAUUGCACCUCGUAGUAGUGUAGUCCAGGAGGCUUCAAAUCCAUAAUACGCCUAGGUCCGUUCAGUUCCCCGUUAGUAUAGAAAUCAUUUUUUUCCUGCCAUAAAACCGACGACAUAAAAAUAAACUACAAAUCGUUUCGCUAGGGAACCAUGGCGUGCCCGAGAUUGUCGUUCACCAUUCUCGCGAGUGCCCUCCUCAUCCUCCUCCUGUCCCUAAGCACCUUCGCCACCGCUAUAAGCACUUCUAAUAGCCUCCAAACUUCGCGCCGGUUCUUGCGGGAGACUCAGCUCCAGCCUAUCCACGCGCGACUACGUGGUAACCGUCGCCAGCUGCAAGAAUCGUCGUAUGAUUACGGCGACUGGACGAGCGACUGGUCCAGCGACAGUGGAGACUCGUCUGAUUGGUCCAACGACUUGUCUAGCGACUGGGGUGGCGACACUUGGGACAGCGGCGACAGAGGUAGCUGGCAAUGGGACUACGGCAGCUCUGACGGCGGUACGUGGGACGACGGCUCUGACGGCAGCGGCAGCUGGGACUACGGAAGCUCUGACGGCGGCGGUACUACCUGGGACGACGGUAGCUCUGGCGGCGGAACGGACGGGAGCACGGACGGGGGGAGCACGGAUGGGGGGAGCACGGACGGCGGAAGCGCGGAUGGGGGGAGCACGGAUGGGGGGAGCUCGGACGGCGGGAGCUCGGGCGGUGGUGGUAGCGGGGGCACGGUGGACGCGGACGUGAUGCUGGGGGAGCACAACUACGCGCGCGCAUAUCUGAGUCUCCCCGCGCUGACAUGGGACGCGAAUCUCGCUUCUUCCGCGCAGGCAUGGGCCGACAACCUCGCUGGGCGCGGAUGCCCCCUGGAGCACGGCGGCCACGACAACAUGGGGCAGAACUUAUACUGGAAAUCGCCUGCUGCCUUUACCCCGGAUGAGGACCGUGGGGCCGUGGCGAGCUGGAAUGAAGAGAAGCAGUACUGGACUUAUAGCCCGAUUCCAGGGGGGUGUGCGGAGGGGCAGCAGUGCCUGCACUACACGCAGGUGGUGUGGGAGGGCACGCAGAAUGUGGGGUGCGCUGCUUCAAAGUGCAGUGAUGGGGCGGGGAUGUGGGUGUGCCAUUAUUACCCCCAGGGGAACUGGGAGGGGGAGUACCCGUACAAGACGUAAUGGGACAGAACCCGUGCCGUAUGUAACCGUGCAGUACCCAUCUGUACUAAGGGGCGGUGAGGAGCUGGAAUGAUGAGAAACAGUACUGGACGUAUAGCCCGAUUCCAGGGGGGUGUGCGGAGGGGCAGCAGUGCCUGCACUACACGCAGGUGGUGUGGGAGGGCACGCAGAAUGUGGGGUGCGCUGCUUCGAAGUGCAGUGAUGGGGCGGGGAUGUGGGUGUGCCAUUAUUACCCCCAGGGGAACUGGGAGGGGGAGUACCCAUAUAGUAUGUCACAACAAUGAACGGGACAGAGUGUGAGAUGAGAAGCUCAGGGGACUAGGCAGCUAGCUGGGACGGCUGUUGGGACGGCUGCUGGGAUUUUCCCCUGAGCUGUUGGGGGGUCUCGCCUCGACCCAAGUCCUUGGUGGUGGUCCAGCAGAAGAGACUGCAGCUGAUCCAAAGAGGAAGAUGGUGGAAAUGG
Molecule: messenger RNA, 1637 nt
Organism: Closterium sp. NIES-67
Lineage: Eukaryota; Viridiplantae; Streptophyta; Zygnematophyceae; Desmidiales; Closteriaceae
Source: the annotation of a GenBank genome assembly